GCGCGCGAGUUAGCGGGCGAGGAGAAGGAGAGCGAUGACGACUGUCACGUGAACGAGGCGGGCGCCGUCGCAUCGCCGAGCCUCUCAGAUCAGUCAGCAAGUCCCGCGCCGGUUCGCCUCUGCCCUGCGCGUCGCGCUCUGCCUCCCCCUGCCGUCUCUACCUGUCCCGAGUCGGCCCCACCUCAGGCCAGGCCGCCGGCCCCGGUCAUCGCUACCGACGCCCUCCUGAUCCUGCACCAGCAGUGCCUCCCGUUCUCUUUCUUGCUGCCCCCGCGGCCGGAGCCCUUCAUGUGGUUCGGGGCCCGGCGGGGACAAGAUGCCGCCGUCCAAGUCCCGUAAGAUUGCCAUCCUGGGCUACAGGAGCGUCGGGAAAUCAUCAUUGACUAUUCAGUUUGUGGAAGGCCAGUUUGUUGAUUCGUAUGAUCCUACCAUAGAGAACACAUUCACAAAGCUGAUUACAGUAAAUGGGCAGGAAUAUCACCUUCAAGUAGUCGACACAGCUGGCCAAGAUGAAUAUUCAAUAUUUCCUCAGACGUACUCCAUAGACAUUAAUGGCUACAUUCUUGUCUACUCAGUCACAUCAAUUAAAAGUUUUGAAGUGAUUAAAGUUAUCCAUGGCAAGUUAUUGGAUAUGGUGGGAAAAGUCCAGAUCCCCAUUAUGUUGGUUGGAAAUAAAAAGGACCUGCACAUGGAACGGGUCAUCAGCUAUGAAGAAGGGAAAGCUUUAGCAGAAUCCUGGAAUGCUGCUUUCUUGGAAUCUUCUGCUAAAGAAAACCAGACUGCUGUUGAUGUCUUCAGGAGGAUAAUUUUGGAGGCAGAGAAAAUUGAUGGAGCAUCUUCACAAGGGAAAUCUUCAUGCUCAGUGAUGUGAUCAUGCACCAGAGGCUGAACACUUGGAAUACGUUCUACCUAAAGAAGCAAACUGCCUGUUCCCCUCACAGUGAAACUGCGCUUUUUCUUCUUCUGUUAACCUGAACAAUAUAAAGUCAGUUGGAGACUUUGCCUUCAGAUUAUGUUAAACUUUGACUCCUGUGCAAAAAAGGCUUCGCUUUCAUUUUCAAAUUUUAAGCAAUCAUAUUUUCAAUUUAUAUAUUGUAUUUCUUAAUAUUAUGACCAAGAAUUUUACUGGCAUUAAUUUUUCAGUGCAGUUGGGUUAGAAUAAUCAUCCAGAUGAUGCAUAUUGUUACACUACUAUUAACUAGGCUUGAAUGUCAGUGUUUCUUUGUGUUAAAUGUAUACUUGUAAAUAAAAUAGCUGCAAACCUU
Molecule: messenger RNA, 1265 nt
Organism: Rhineura floridana
Lineage: Eukaryota; Metazoa; Chordata; Lepidosauria; Squamata; Rhineuridae
Gene: RHEB
Product: Ras homolog, mTORC1 binding
Exons: 8
Coding region: 317-871 (184 amino acids)
Biological process (GO): small GTPase-mediated signal transduction
Cellular component (GO): plasma membrane
Molecular function (GO): GDP binding; GTPase activity; GTP binding
Source: RefSeq, a predicted model, not a curated record